Molecule: messenger RNA, 1513 nt
Organism: Arabidopsis arenosa
Lineage: Eukaryota; Viridiplantae; Streptophyta; Magnoliopsida; Brassicales; Brassicaceae
Source: the annotation of a GenBank genome assembly
AGGGUUUUGUUUCUCUCCAGCCUCUCUCGCGGCGAUUGUUGCCGUCGUCGAUACUUGGCCGAUUUCGCACCGAUUUCCGGUAAAAUCGGAGCCUAAUCGAUCUUUGCUUCGUUCUCUGCUAUCCCUUCUCGUUAUUCCUUUUAUUUUCCUCUUCUUUUUGCCGAUACACCAUCUUUAGGGCGACAAAGAUCUCCGACGAUCUCGAGGCCACAUCCGACUUCUCCGAUUGAUUUCGCCUCACCCAUCUGGUGUUUCAUCGUUUCCUCUUUCUCCCAAAGCCGUAGUCUUUCUAUUACGAAGGCAAAGCGAUUAUGUCUAAUGAAGAGUUUGAUAACCUUAAAGAAGAGUUGAUGUGGGAAGGAAGCAGUGUUGUUAUGCUAAGUUCUGAUGAACAAAGAUUUCUUGAGGCUUCAAUGGCUUAUGUCUCUGGAAACCCAAUCUUGAGUGAUGAAGAGUAUGAUAAGCUCAAAAUGAAACUAAAGGUUUACAGUGAUCUUGCCAUUGAUUACUUCAAAAUGUUCUUGUUGAAUGUACCUGCAACUGUUGUUGCUGAAAAGGACUAUUUUUCUUCCUUGAUGACAUUACGGGUUUUGAAAUCACUCACCAAACUGAUCCUCAAAGACUUCUUGAUCUUGAAGAAAUGGAUUAACCUGGAGCCUAUGAACCCUACUUCAAAGACAACCAGCUCUAACAAAAGAAAAGCCGAUGAUGCUGCACCAUCUUCCGGAUCAAAUCUUGGUGAGCAAGAGAGUAGGCCUCCUGGUAUAAAGGCAAUGAAAGCCAAGAGGAACAAAGGUAAAGACAAGGUCGGACCAGCUUUGGCGUCUGAUAACAUGUGGGAGAAGAAAGAGAAGGAUAUGAUGAUGAGGGAAAAACUCCAAAAGAUGGCUGUUUACAACACUCUCCUUGCCAAGAGUGACACACUGGAUGAAGAUGAAAAAGUCCUUAAGAAGAAGCUAAUGUCUGAGCUGUUUUAAUUUAGGCAAAACUUAGUUAAUUUACCUUUGUAUUGAUGUCUGUUUUAACUAUGUUUGUCUGAGAUGUUUCUGUUAGGUAAUUUUAAUGGCUGUGAUGUCUGUUUUAACUUAGUUAAUUUACCUUUGUAUUGAUCUCUGUCUUUAUUUCCAGUUUCUGAUUUGCUUGCAAACUUCUCUCUGUGUUGUUGGUUUCUCUUUGAUUCUCUUUACAUUGUUGAAUGCUUGAAAAGGAAUGUUCUUGAUCUUAAAAUGACAUUGUUGAAUUAGCUGAGAAGUUUGAUGUUGUUGAAAAGGAAUGUUCUUGAUCUUAAAAUGACAUUUCUUUUGAAUCUCUCUUUGUGUGCAGAUGCGAUAAUGAUAAGUAAUGAUAGCGAUGCUGAACCUGAUAGGCAUCCUCCAAUUGAGAGUAACAUAAGCUCUCAUCGGUCUGUUGAUAGAAACCAAGAAGAAGACAUGGGACUUGACUCUAUGUAUUUAAGCUUUACUUUGUAUUGAUGUAAUCGAGUAUGUAAUGUUAAGAAAGUCAGAUGUGUUUG